This is a messenger RNA of Schistocerca gregaria, 9990 nucleotides long. It is a transcript of the gene Hs6st, whose product is annotated as heparan-sulfate 6-O-sulfotransferase 2. The record is from RefSeq and is a predicted model, not a curated record. The transcript has 4 exons. Gene Ontology annotation, cellular component: membrane. The coding region runs from base 243 to 1562 and encodes 439 amino acids. Gene Ontology annotation, molecular function: heparan sulfate 6-sulfotransferase activity. NCBI's taxonomy places the organism in Eukaryota, Metazoa, Arthropoda, Insecta, Orthoptera, Acrididae.
CUUUGAUUGGCGUCACAAAGAUGUCAUCUGCUGUUGUGUUGUGUGGUACUGACAAUGUUUUAUGUCAAAAGUAAAUAGUCAUUUCCGUAUCGUAAACUAUGUGAUUACUGAAGCAGUUUAUCAGAGGGAAAGCAUGUCCUCCCCUGCAAGAGGAAAAGGAACUUUCACACGCCUGGAAAGAACUAUAAACGUAUAACGUUUAGUAAUGGCUGGAUUUUUUAUGAAGAUCACUGCAUAAAGAAAUGGCAAAGAAAAGUGUCGAAGUCCAGGUUUUUGAUAGUGAUUUUGCACUUCUACUUCGUGAGUCCGUCACUUAUGAGAUCAAAAUGGAAUCCCGCCCCAAAAGUAAAUUUCGCACAUUUGUAUUUGUAUGUGUCUUAUUGGCGGUGACAGGUAUUGUUUAUUUUGGGUACUUCUGUCCAGAUCAAGUUUGCGCACUCUCGUCACGAGAAACAGCUUGGUCGGAGUGGACGUUUCGCACGCCUAUUCAAGAUAAUUUAGGAAAACCUUUGCAAACUCAUUCAGAACCACUGAGUUCGAAAUUAUCAAAUCCAGGCCUAAGUUACGAUGAUGUUCUUAAUGAAAAUUUCCAGUUUGAUAUGAAAGCUCAUGACGUUAUGGUCUUUCUGCACAUUCAAAAGACAGGAGGUACGUCAUUUGGAAGGCACUUGGUGAGAGACUUGGAUUUGGAGAGGCCAUGCACAUGUCAAAGGAAAAGGAAACGCUGUUAUUGUUUUCGCCCAAAUCGCAAGGAAAUUUGGUUAUUUAGUAGGUACUCCACGGGAUGGAAAUGUGGGCUUCACGCAGACUGGACAGAAUUAACUAGUUGUGUGGAUUCAGAACUUGACAAAAAUGAAGGUGAUAAAGUCAAAAGACGGUAUUUUUACAUCACAUUGUUGAGAGAACCAAUUAGCCGAUAUCUUUCUGAAUUUCGUCAUGUACAGCGGGGAGCCACAUGGCGAAACUCAAGGCACUGGUGUGGUGGUCAUGUAGCUACUCGAGAAGAGCUGCCUUUGUGCUACAAAGGCGAUAGCUGGAAAGGGGUGACACUGGAUCAGUUUGCAGCAUGCCCUUACAACCUUGCAGCAAAUAGACAAACACGCAUGCUUGCUGACUUGGCUUUGGUGGGUUGCUACAAUAUGAGUUAUAUGUCUCCAGUUGAGCGUGAUCGUGUAAUGUUGGCAAGUGCGAAGAAGAAUCUAGCAUCUAUGGCUUUUUUUGGAUUAACUGAGUAUCAAAAGAUUGCGCAAUAUGUAUUUGAAGAAACUUUUAACUUGAGGUUUGCUGUUCCAUUUGAACAACACAAUGCUACAGUGUCAAGUGUCACUCUCUCAAUGAUCAGACAAGAUCAGUUAGAAACUAUCAGACGUCUAAAUGAUCUGGAUUUAGAGCUAUAUUCCUUUGCGAAAGCUCUUAUGUUUCAGCGCUUUGAUCGCUUAAAGUCAAAGGAUCCACUAUUUAAAGAACGAUUUGCACAUUUAGGUGAACUGCCUGGGAGACAGAGUGAUAGCUUUGAUUGGGAUCAGGUCAUUUAUGAUGACAAUAACAUAACACAAAAGUAGUGGUGUAGACUUCACGACACUUACUUUUAUAUUCUGCAUUAUCAUCAAUGCACAUAAUUAUUUUCUAUUCAUGCCAUGAUGAUGACAUGAAAUCUUAAAGUGUUAGAUGCAGUGCAUUUUUAAUGCUAAUAACAGCUAAUUGUGACAGCUCUGUAAAUAUGUAUUGUGUUUUUGUACUUAAUGUACUGUUGUUAAUAGCUAAUGUACAGCUAAGAAGAGUUAAUUUCACAUACCAUAGUUGUAUAUAAUUGUAAAUUUCCCCAGUAUAAACCAAGUCACAUCUGUUGCAGCUGAUGCUAUUAUCACUUCCAGUUUUAUAUGUGGUGAAUCAGUUUUUGAUAUGCCUUUCAUCUUUAUUAUAUAUUAUGUUACAAAACCUUUGAGAAUUAUGUACGCACAUCUUAUUGAAGUAUUUAUUAUAGAUUUGUUGUUGAGUUGCAUUUGAGACUAAUUAAUAUUAUACAUCAGCUGCAAAAACUCUAAAGAAAUAGAAAUAGAAUUGUAUAAGAAUAUUCACAAAGAAUACUUUAUUUAUGAGGCUGUGUAGUUAAAUAAAACACACACACACACACACACACACACACACAAAAUCACACGCAAUCAGUGUGUAUAUAGCAUUAGAUAUGAAAUAACCAUUUGAAAUUUCCAUUGAAGUAACAUGGUUAAUAACAGGCCACAUUAACCCUUGACCUUAUGGAAACAGACUGUGAUCCUUUAUGACGUGAUGAGUUAAAGAUUGACAUGGUUAACAAGUGUACAGAUUUGUGGGUACUAGAGGUGUAACAGGCAGAAAGAGGUCAAAUUGAUUUUUCUACUAAGCUAAGGCUAAUAAAGUUAGUAACUUGCUGUAGGGGAGUGAUUAUCAGAACAGGAGGACUCAUUAUUGUUCAAAUCGGAGGUGUUUCCAGUGAAGACAGGAAACUAAAGGACUUAAGAACAAAGAAAAGCGCCAAAAGAAAGCAGAGAAUAGGUAUUCUGUGAUAUCGUAGAACAAGUUAAUACACAGUAGAAUUGAGAAUUUACACACCUGAUAAGCAUUGACAGGGUUCAUGUGCAAAAACCUGGCAUCAGUACUUUUGGAUGAUGGUUUCAAAUGGUGUGUUUUGUUGAGAAAACUUAUGGAUGGGUGUAAUGAAAUAAUUUUUCUGGCAUGAUUGAUUGAUAGUAUGUUUUGGGGUUUGCAGAUGAGUUGACAAUUCCAUUCUUUUUGUAGAGUGUUUGACCCUUACCUGACUCGUACUGCAAGUAAUGUUUCUGCCACUGCUCAGUACCUGAACUCCAAUCAUACUGUAAGGGAAAGAAGGGAGUGUGUGCACUUCCUUUUCUGCACCUGUCCCACUGUUCCAUGAAAUGUUCAUUCACUCAAUGUUUUCUUUUUUGAAGGUGAGAGAAUAUAAAUUGAGUGACAGGUCCCAAGACUUGCUUAGAUUGAAACAUCUUUGUUUCAACAGACCCCUGCUGUCCCUUACAGUACGACUGGAGUUCAGGUAGUGAGCAGAUGCAAACAGGGUGCAGUGUGCAAAAAGAGAAAUUGUUAGAUCAGUUUAAGCCCAAACACAAAUCUUCAGAAUAUGUUUUGGCUAUGUUUCCUCAUGCCAUAAAUUAUUUGUUCUUAACUGUGUCUGAUGCACAUAUUUGUUUAGGCAAAUAGUGCCAUUUUUGUGAAGGUGCAAAUGAUGCCUUUGUCUUGAUCUCAAAUGAUUUUGCACUGCAACAGAUUUUCAUUUGGUUAGCACAAAAAUAAAAUUCAUAUUUCAAAUUACCCAAGUGACAUUAACUUUUGAAAGAAAAUGAAACUGUCAUGGAAAUCUUAUGGUUUAACAUUCACAAGAAGACAUCACAAAAAUAUUAACAUAUUUGGCUGUGACUCCCAAGUGAUUUAAUAUUGUUCACGUGCAUAAUAUCUCAACAUGGUAGUGUUUUUCUUUAUUCAUUUCAUUCUUAUAAUCGUUUUUGACAUUUGUCUAGUUAAGAACAACACAGUCUGUAUAAUACAUAUCACCAUAUGUUUUCAGAUUAACUUCAUAUGCAUCUCAAAUUGUAUCCUUAUUGUGUACAAAUUUCAUUAUAUUACUGCAUACUAAUGGAAUUAAUCAGUUUUUCCUCGAAGAAUAUUUUGAGGGUCUUUCUAAAAUGAAUAUUUCUCGCUCGUACAGAACUUGUAACAGUUUGUAUUUGUGAUAACAGCUAUGUAUUUUUUUACACAGUUGUACAAUCCAUUGCUUCCAUUGGAUAAUACCAUCUCUCUGAAAAACUGUUUCAGUUUGAGUGCCAUUUACAUAUUGUGGAACAUAUUUUAUGAUGGCAUUACUUGUUAAAUUGUGUCUUGAUGUUGUUAUAUUCAGAAUGACUUGUUAAUAUAAUUCUACAUUUCUGUUAAGUUUUAGUAUUUUUCUUUAUCUUUAGUCAUUCUUAUGCAAAAAAAUUUUGAAACAUGGAUUUCAAGCAAAUGAUUUUUUGCUCAGGUAUUUAAUGAAUACAUGUUAGUGACAAUGUGUGUAGGAAGAUGCUGAAUCAGUGUUAGUUUUGCUUGUACAGUGCAUAUGAAGUUGUCUUACGAGAUUACCUCCUAUGGAGAGAAUGUACUUGAAUUUAUUGUAUUCUAAGCUUGGCAGGUGUUUUUUAGUGAGUCACCUGGUACCAAAUAACUGCAGAUACUGAAACAGUCACACACUGUCAUUACUUCUUUACUCCCUUAAUAUUUUUUAUCUGUUAGACUUUAGUAUUAUUUGAACCUAUGACUGAAAGCAAUUUAGCAAUAACUUUUUUUAGUUGUCACUUAUGUGUUUUUGAAAAUCAUUUCAAGUAGCAUCUUGAUAUCUGUGGGACUUUGACUACUACUGUUGUCUUCCAUCACAUGAGUGUAGUGAACUGGUGCUGGAAGUCACAAUAGCCUACAUGGUGUUGCAUAUGAAUUCUACUUUUAUUCUCUAUUCUGUUCACUUAGUGUAUGGUAACAUUUUUGAUUGCAGAGAGAGAGAGUAUCUCUUAUUUUAUAUUGUAAUAUAAAAGUCUCUGAUCCCCAUAAAUCAAAUUUUUGUGUGCUUUCAAAAGUAGGACUGGCUAUAAAUGGACCUGCUGUGUAUCAUCUUAAUUUGUAUAUGUACCGUGGCAAACAUCUGGAGGUACUUGUUUCACUGCAAUGUGAUAUAUAGUUCUAUUACUACCACCACAAUUUUUUUAUGUCGGAGAGAUGGUUCCAGUGAACUAUUAAAGUGUGGAAAGUAUUGAAAAGAUAAGCCUGCAGUUACGCUAGCAAUAAAUUUUACAGCAUUAUAAUUGUGAAUGACAAUCGCUAACAGUCCAAACUUUUAAUCAGUCCUCUCUCAGGUUCCAUCAUAUGACUGCUUGCUGGCAAAAACGAUUUUACAUAGGCAUACAAAUGAUGCCUCAUGAGGUUGUUGAGUGUUUUUAGUAUAAUGUAUAAUACCCAAAAAUUGGAAAGAUUGUAAUGCCUUGAAAUCAUAUGUUCAGAUGUUGAAAAGUAAAAUAUCUAUCUCAUUUUUUCGAGCUUAUAGUUUGGAGAGAAUGAUCAUACAUUAAGACAUUCUGUGCACGUCAGUAUUUGGAAUUCAUUUUACAGAUUCUGGUAAAUAACAUUUUUUUAGCAUGGGAUGCAGUAAUCUGCUUCUUAAUAUUCAGUAUACUAUUUUGAAUGGAAUGUGUGUUCAGCACCCCCAACUAAUAAUUAUUUAUUCCUGAAGAAUUUACCACAUUAAUUUUUCAGAAGAAAAAUAGAUCUGUAUUCUAUAUUAAUAAUAUUUUGUCAUGUUAAUACUAUUUACCAACUUGCCACGAUUUGGGUCACUUUGCUAUGAAAGCAUGUACAAUGACAUUUGCUGCAUUGUUUGUAAGAUCAGUAAAAAUUCUGAUCUUGUUAGAAAUUAAUGUCCUUAUUAAAAACCAACAAGUGUGGACAGUUGAGAAGAAGAAUAGUGAGGAAGUAUUAGGUGUAUGUUAAAAGGAAGUAAUGUAUUAUUAGAUUUGUUUGUGGAAAGGACUGUCCUCUUAAUCAGUCUAGCAUUUUAUCAUUAAAGAAAACUAAACUGGUUAUCUAAGUACCAUUGGACUGAGUUAAGUGCUUUGUCUGACAAAAUUUUUAAUAACAGCUUGUAAAACUACUUUAGAUGCUGGAAGUAGUGGUAGGGAAACGAGUGGAUAAAGUGAAGAUUAAGAGAUUAAAUCAUCUGAAGAAGAUAUGAGCUAAUCCAAGUAGACAAAAAAGUUGUAAAAAAUUGUUGCUGGCUAGACACUAUUCAGAGGCUAGAGAUAAUUAAUGUUUGAGUAAAGAAUGGAAAUUCUAUCAGUUAUGAGGCAAUAUAAGAAUCAUUUGUGAAGUCAAUAUCACCAUAGACAAUGAAAGUGUUUUACUAUGCUACCUGCUUCUAGGGUGCAGUGAAAUUUGCUUCUUAUAGUAGAGCAUUGCGUGUAUUGGGCACUACUGACAGGUAAAGGCUGAAUGCUCAAGGGGGAUUAAACUAGAUUUCUGCCUUUCAAAAACAGUUGUUCUUUCAACUGAAUAAUGCAACCACACCACAAAGAAUAACAUACUGCUUCAAUCUGUGAUUUCCUUUCCAUUAUUUUCACUGAGUGAAGUGGUACAUUAGGGAGACAUUGGCCUUGAAUUUGGAAAAGGUGCAGUUCAAAUCCCUGCCCAGGCAUCCAGAUCUGUGUUUCACCAUAUAGUGGAGACGCUGAGUUGCAGAUACGCAUUGUAAAAAUACUGCCACAAAAUGAGCUUUCGGCCAAUAAGGCCUUUGUCAAAAAUACACACACACACACACACACACACACACACUCUUCAAUCUGAGCUUGUACUUUGUCUGUAAUGGCCUCAUAGUGAAUGGGAUAGUUAGCUGUAAUCUUCCAUUCUGGCAAUCUGUGCAGAGGCUUCCUUGCUAACACUUUAAAUAACAGUGUUGGAUAAUCAGCUACUGCCAUCAAAGCGUUACCUGAGACUUUUUUUUUCUCCCUUGGUAUAAAUCCUCUAUUCAAAUUACGCAGUUGCUAAAUGCAUAUCUAAAGGCCAUGCAAUAAAGAUUUUUCCUACUGAAAAAUAAGUGCUACAAGAGAAGUGCUCUUCUCCUCCACAUUAUAUUCUUUUUGCAUUAUAUUGUGAGUGAGUUCCUAACAGAUUAGGUGACUAGCUUUUAUUGUAGCAACAGUUAAGUAGUAUUCAGAUCUGAGAAAAUUCCAGGCCUUGCAACUCUCCUAAGUUAUGGUAACUUAUAUUUAUAUUUCAAAGGAACUGUUAAAAAUAUAUAAGGAGUCCAUUUCACGUCACCCAGUAGGUAUGCCAGGGCCGGAGAGAGCAUGGAGGUGAUUAGAAGCAGGACUUGAAAGCUGGAAGGUUUAGAAUGAUACAAACGAUAAAAAAAAAAAAAAAAAAAAAAAAAAUGGGAAGACUAAGAUGGGAAGAAGCAAAGCACACACAAAUCAUAUGGACUCAAGAUAGUAAAAUAUAACAUGAAGUGCAAGUUAAAAUGGGAUCAAAACAUACUUCCAUAAUGGUUGACCACAAGUCCAAUCCAUGCACAUAAUGUUUACAAUAAUUGACCACAUAUCUGGCGUAUGCCCAUAAUCACAGUACCUGUUAAAGACUGUGGUAAUGUGUUGCAGCCUACUACCAACCUUCUUGCCAUAUUUGGUGCUAUCCUAUUCAUUUCUUUAUCCUGCAGUACGUCAAGUUUUGAUGUGAUCACUUCUAGUAAUUUUUUUGAUUAGAACCCUUGUUAGUCUUUUUGCCGUGGACUAGCAUUUUUUCCUAAGAGUUUUGUAGAUUACAUUUCUUAGCUUGUGCUUAUUCAUGUUUGUAACUAACAUGGCUCGCAUCCAUGAAGGUCUUCCUGUAUGAAGUUCAGCAUAUCUCAGCUGUACCCUUUUCUUUUUUCCUUUAUUGCAUUUACUGUUUUUUUUUUUUUGUUUUGUUUAGUUUAUGAAAAAAAUGUUUGUGCAAAAUUAUUGUAUGUAUAAAGACAUUCAUCAACUUCAUGAAUGCCACAGGAAACUGUGAUUACAAAAUCUUGUUUAGUCCACUGCAUUAUUGUCCUCCUUAAGAAGCAGCUGUUUGUUGUAAUUAUUUUAAUGAACAUCAUAUACUGUAAAAGCAUUGAGACAUGUAACUCUAGUUGAAAGUGGCAGUUUGUGACUGUAUAAUUACGAUGUGUGCAAAAUCAUGAUGCUGUGGACAUAUAAUUGCAGGGCCAUCAAAUUUAGCAAUAUUACCACAAUUGUCUCCUAGGCGCUAUUACCUGGAUUCCAAAGUUAUAAAAAUUUGCAGAGAUUAAAUUUUGAUUCCGUAUUUAGAGAAUAGAAUGUUCAUAUGAAUUGGUGAGUUGUAAAAGUGGUCAUGUUUCAGAAAGUAAAUUUUUCAGAAGGUACAAAAAACUUUUUUUCUACACAAUGGGUUUAAAAAUGGUGUCAUGGAGUUACUAUAUAGCAAUUGGCCCCAGGUUGAAACAAUAUAUGAGGGCUCUUUGGUAAAUAAGUUCCGAAUAGUUGUGGAAUGGAAAACAUUGUGCAUAUCAAAAAUGUUUUAUUUGCAACAGUUAGCUAUAGCUUCCAGCUGCUUCUCUAUAUAGUCGCCACCCUGACUUUUGUUGUAGCAUUGUGCCAACAUUCCCGUCCUCUCAUCAUAGAAGGCAGCCACCUGUGCUUUCCACCAAUACUCUACACUGGGUUUACAACUCGUUGACUGUGCAAAUAGGUUGUCUUUAAAGUCAGCGAUUCAUGUGAGUAGAGGUGAAACUCAGGGGCAGCCAGUUACAAGCUGUAUUGUGGAUGAUCAAACAUUUCCCUUCAAAAACGCUGCAGAGUGUCGCCAAGAAUUGUCAUAAAGAAGGAACAACAUGACAGUUGUUUUAUGUGGGCUGCAUGACGUCAGGCAAAAUCUCUCACCGGGCUCUCAUACUUGGUAGGAGACACUAUUUUCUAGGCAUCCUUCUGUGCUCAAUGUACACUCAGAACUGAAAACAGCGACAUGAUGAGAUCAACAGGAAUACUAGAGACACUGCCCAACACAUUUGUGCAAAACUUCAUUGGAUUUUCACAGUGGUUUCUGUUUCGUGACCGAUCAGAACUUAUUUUCUAAAUAGCCCUCAUACACCAUUACAAUAUACUUUAGCCUUCAAGUGUGGUCAGAAAUCCAGUUUGAAUGUGCUGGAGGUGACCAUUUUUCAGAACAGAUGAUGAUGUGCAGGAGGAGGAGAAUGCAACUAGGAUUCUGUUUGUAGCAGAAGAGUUGUGUUAUGCAGUUUUGUAUUAUUCAUAUUCACUAUAGAAAUAACAUAGUGUUACGAGCGUAACAGUCUAUUCAUAAUAUACCCAAAAUACAGCAACAAACAAAAUACAGCAAAGCAGGCAAUGGUGGGCAUGCUUCAUCUUCAUCUUUAUCUUGUCCAUCGGCACUGACAGAUACUGUCAUAAAAUGGUUUCAACUCAACAGAUUUGUAUUGUAAAAUUUUCUUUACAUCAUCUUGUGAAUGUUGAGCACUUCUGUUGCUGGGACAUGACCCCCUGUUAUACCAUCAACAUGUACUUAAUUCGAAAAACAGUGAGCAUGGCUCCUUUGUCAACUCACCGAUUCAUAUAUUGCCUAUAACAUGUUCAUGUUAUUGCAGAAAUGUAUAAAUAAUUUAAGGAGUAAAGAUAACAACUCUCCAAGUAAUUGAGGUGCUAAGGCAUCACAAUCACAGAAACAAGAGUGAGAGUGUUGCUAACACUUGGAUGAAUCGUCCUUCAGAGCUGCAGUUUGUGUUUGUACACACACACACACACACACACACACACACACACACACACACACACACAAAGUGUGGACACAUUGAAUAGGCUAGAUCACCACUGAGAUACACAUGUACUCUACUGCUCAAAUUCAGCUGAAAGCUAGCAACAAUAUCAUUUUUAUAUCUUUAUGUAUUGACGUAUUAAUGUUUUAAACAUGUGCCAUGAAAAAGUGAGUGAACAUACUGACAAAUCCAAAGUUACUUCUAAUUUUAUUGAGAGUAAUCUUCUGUGAUUUCCCACUAAUGCACAUAAUAUACUGGCUGAAUAACAUAUGUAAAAUCAAUGAAACUGCUGUCCAUACGUGCCCAGUUUGCCAUUUUAUGAGACUGCUACUUGGUAGACGUAUUACAUCAGUUCAAGUGUUGUAUGCAUUUAAUUUGCAUUUAAUGGGAAACUUCAUGCCACACUGUCUCUCCUAGUCAACAAGAAAUCUGAUAUUACACAUUGGCCUAAGUACCACAUAUGGAUUCUGCCAUUCAGACUUGAAGUGUUUGUUAUCUCUCUUUAGUGGCAGUUAAGAUGAAUGAACCACUAUUAUAAACUUCGUAUAAAUAUUUUUGUUACUUUUAUUUUAUAUUGAUUACAAUGUUCUUUUUGUAAAGAAAUGAACAAAGAUAUUUUAAAUAAACAGCUACGAGAGACA